AUGGUCCAGAUUAGCGAAGUCAAGGGCAACAACCGCGAGAACCGCACUGCCGCGCAUACACAUAUCAAAGGCCUCGGUCUCAAGUCAGAUGGCACUGCCGAGAAGCAGGCCGGCGGCUUCGUCGGCCAGGUUGGCGCAAGAGAAGCUGCCGGUGUGGUUGUCGAUCUGAUCCGGGCCCAGAAGAUGGCCGGACGUGGUGUCCUGCUCGCCGGAGGACCUGGCACUGGCAAGACUGCCCUUGCCCUUGCUCUCAGCCACGAACUCGGAACCAAGAUCCCAUUCUGCCCCAUUGUAGGCAGCGAAAUCUAUUCGACCGAGGUGAAGAAGACGGAGAUCUUGAUGGAGAACUUCAGAAGAGCCAUUGGCCUGAAGGUGCGGGAAACCAAGGAGGUUUAUGAGGGAGAAGUGACGGAGCUCACCCCCGAGGAGGCCGAGAACCCGUUAGGAGGAUACGGCAAGACGAUCAGCACGCUGUUGAUCGGACUCAAGAGCGCAAAGGGCCAGAAGAAGCUCCGACUGGAUCCUAGCAUUUACGAGGCCAUUCAGAAGGAAAGAGUCACAGUGGGAGACGUCAUUUACAUUGAGGCCAACACGGGUGCUUGCAAGCGAGUGGGAAGGUCGGAUGCCUACGCCACCGAGUUUGACUUGGAAGCUGAGGAGUACGUCCCCAUUCCCAAGGGCGAGGUUCACAAGAAGAAGGAGAUUGUACAAGAUGUCACCCUGCACGAUCUCGAUGUUGCCAAUGCUCGUCCCCAAGGAGGCCAGGAUAUCAUGAGCAUGAUGGGCCAGCUCAUGAAGCCCAAGGCGACCGAGAUCACGGACAAGCUGCGAGGCGAGAUCAACAAGGUUGUCAGCAAAUACAUCGAUCAGGGUGUGGCAGAGCUCGUUCCCGGUGUUCUGUUCAUCGAUGAGGCUCACAUGUUGGAUAUCGAGUGCUUCACUUACUUGAACAAAGCGCUUGAGACCUCCAUUUCGCCGAUUGUGGUUCUGGCAUCAAACCGAGGCAUGUGCACAAUCCGCGGAACGGAUGGCACUAUUGCUGCUCAUGGCAUUCCUCCGGAUUUCCUGGCGCGCCUGCUUAUUAUUCCCACCACACCUUACGAUGCCGACGAGAUCAAGAGAAUUGUGCGCAUUCGGUCGACAACGGAGGGUGUUGCCAUUAGCGAUGCUGCAAUCGACAAGAUCGCCGAGCACGGUGUCCGAAUCAGUCUGAGAUAUUGCCUGCAAUUGUUGACUCCUGCAAGUAUUCUUGCUCGUGUCAAUGGCCGCAGUCAAAUCGACAUCAAGGAUGUUGCCGAGUGCGAGGAAUUAUUCCUCGACGCACGGCGCAGCGCAAGUCUUUUGAGCGGCGAGACUGGCAAGGGCUAUCUUACAUAA
This is a messenger RNA of Pestalotiopsis fici W106-1, 1377 nucleotides long. RefSeq names its product RuvB-like helicase 1. The coding region runs from base 1 to 1377 and encodes 458 amino acids. Gene Ontology annotation, cellular component: Swr1 complex; NuA4 histone acetyltransferase complex; Ino80 complex. Gene Ontology annotation, molecular function: ATP hydrolysis activity; DNA helicase activity; ATP binding. The record is from RefSeq and is a predicted model, not a curated record. Lineage: Eukaryota; Fungi; Ascomycota; Sordariomycetes; Amphisphaeriales; Sporocadaceae. Gene Ontology annotation, biological process: regulation of transcription by RNA polymerase II; box C/D snoRNP assembly; chromatin remodeling. The transcript has 4 exons.